Corvus hawaiiensis (hawaiian crow) is the source of this 6651-nucleotide messenger RNA. RefSeq names its product cell surface glycoprotein CD200 receptor 1-B-like. Gene Ontology annotation, molecular function: signaling receptor activity. Lineage: Eukaryota; Metazoa; Chordata; Aves; Passeriformes; Corvidae. The record is from RefSeq and is a predicted model, not a curated record. The coding region runs from base 4490 to 5386 and encodes 298 amino acids. The transcript has 13 exons. Gene Ontology annotation, cellular component: external side of plasma membrane. Gene Ontology annotation, biological process: regulation of neuroinflammatory response.
UCUGUGAUAUCAAUAUAGUGAGGCAUGGCAAACUGGCCAGGCUGCAUGUGCACUGGGAAAGGCCGUGUGGGUUGCUCUGCCUUGGGAAAAGGAAAGCGCCUUUGUGGGAUUGACUUUGCUCAGGGACCAAGGUGCACAUGGUGCAGGAGAAAGUGGAAAUCUGCUGUGUACCUCAAGGAGAUUUAUCCCUGGGGGAAAAUAAUCCAUUAUUUGACUUGUGUGGGGUAGGAAGGAGUACAGAAGGAAUCAUCUGAACCAACAGAGAAUGAGCCUCACAAGGAGCCGUGUGAGGGCACUGCUGACCCACCACAAGUGCUCUUUGUGCUCAACAAUCCAACGUGGUGCUUCUCCUGUCCUGAGUGAUCUCCUUGACAGAUAGGACCAAAGUAAUUGACUGUUUGUGUGGAAAUUUGGGGGAGGGGGAGCAUAGAAUGGGGGGAUAAUAUCUGCAUGUAUGUCAAAGGACAAGGUAUAGUGGUUAUAGAGGAUGUAUAAACCUGACUAUUGGAUGUAAAGGUGGUUUAAGUAAACAGUAUGUGUUGUAAGUGUUGGUAGGAAGGAAAGAGAAAUAGAUGGAAUGACAACAUUUGAGUAGGGUAUAGAAAUGAAGCAAUGUAUGAAUGGGACAGAGGAUGCUUUGAUACCUCAGAUCACACAUGGUGUGAAUGGUGGGGAACAAGGGGUUGAGAUUGUACUGGGUUUGGCUGGCAUGGAGUUAACUUUCUCCCUGGCAGCCCUUGUGGUGCUGUGCUUUGCAUUUGUGGCUAAGACAGUGUUGAUGCUACACCAUUUUUUUGGCUGCUGUGGAACAGUGUUUGCUUUCUCUCAUGGCUUUCUCCUCCUCCUCAGUCCCUCCCAGACAACAGGGAGGGGACACAGUGGUGACAGCUGACCUGAACUGACCAAAGGGAUAUUCCAUAUUCCACACCUCAGCAUUAAAAGCUUGGUAAAAGGAGGAGGAAGGGCAGUUGUUCCUGGUUAUGGUGGUCUUCCCAAGCAGCUGUUGUGCAUGUUGAGGUAUAGCUGGAAGUAGCUGGAGAUCUGCCUGCUGAUGGGAAGCAGGGAAAGAAUUCCCAUUUUUCUUUACUUGCACACGCAGCUUUCCUUUCCCUAUCAAGCUAUCCUUAUCUCAAUGCAUAAGUCUAACCUUCCUUUUAUUUUUUCCCCAUUCAGCAGGAAAGGAGUGAGAGGAAGUCAGGGUGGGUGUUUGGCUGUUGGUUGGGGUCAGUCUGUCACAAGGGCAUAUCUUAUCCAUGAUCCAUGGGCAUGUGCAGGCUAUACUUGUGGACAUGGACUGACCUGAUGGUGUUUCUAACACAGGGGGAAGCCUCCACAUUUGAGAUCUCAGAAUACCAAGAUAAUUACUAAACUGUGUGAACUUCUUGUUAAAAAAAUCUAAUUCAGUUUUGAAAAGCUUUAAAACUACUUAUUUCUCUCAUUAGCUUGCUGUGGAAUUGGAUUAUUAGAAGUAAUACCUGUGUUUUCCCUGGCUGUCUGCUCCAACUGUUUAAUUCAAAGGGAAGGUAAUUGAAAUGAUCAUAACCCAAAUGUGCUGCAAGAGAACAGUCACUGAUGUUAUAAAAGCCUUACUGUAAUCCACUUACUCUAAGUGGAUUUGCAAGCCUGUUGUGACUUGGAGUUGUUCCUUUUGGUACCGCUUCAAACCUACAAAGUGAAGUAAGCGAGCCCCGAUAUUAGAAGAACCAGACAAGUCAAACCUGCCCUGUCCUCUGCUUGCAACCUUUCAGGCAAGUCAGACAAAGGCUGGAUGAUGGAGGAAAUCAGAGUGGCUCACAGUUUUGCAACCAAGCACAGUGCAGAUGGGAACUCUACAAGGAUCUCAGGUCAGCAUACGAGGAAACAACUCUGCGUUUGAAUAAAGAUUUAUUUUUCCAUUGUAGUGCCACUGCAAUAGUCAAGUGAGGUAAUUUUGUGUCCCAGCAGGGUUUUUCAAUAAUCAGAUGCUACACAAAUGUAAAAUGUUAGUGAAACAUAGAAAUUCAAAACUUCUCCUAUCCUUCCACCAGUAGAAUGAAAAUUAUUUGAGAAUUGAUCAGAGUAAAGGCAGCUUGUAAUGUCUCCUUUUCUGGCUCUUGAUCCUUUUGCAAGAAUGUUCUCAAGCAUUUUCAUAUAGCCACAAAAAUGAGGAACAUAACUAAGAAAAAAAAGGAGAGAAGAUAUUUUACUUUUUAACACAGUGAAAAGUGAUAAAAUCUGAAAAAAUCCUUUUAACUCAUAAUAUUCCUAUAAUGCAGGAGUUGGCCACAGUGACUUAGGUGGUGUGGUUCUGUUAGCACAGGGACUAGACACAGGGGAUCUGCUUUCUCCAAAGUAUGUCCCUUUUCAGCUGUAGCCUGGUUGUAGUAGUAUAUGGACCUUGGUUUCUAUUAUCAUGGUGCUAUCCUGUGGGAUCAGAUUUACAAAAUACUUUCUCUAAUUAUUUUGCCAAAGCUUUCCUGGUGUUUGGUUAGAAACGUUUCUGUGAAACGCACCUGCGUUAACAUAAGUGAUCAGAAAAAAACAUUUUCUAGUAGUUAUAAUUGUUCAUAUGAUUUCCUCAGUGUGUUGGGUGGAUGGAGGGAAGCACCUUUGUUCCUAAUUCUGGUACUUGCUAGGAUCUCUGAUUUCACUAAAUUCACAGGUAAAGUAUAUAUUUAAUGUCUUUAAUAGGAGUAUAAAGUAACAAAGUUCAGUUAACUAAAAGGUGCCUUUUGUUAUUAACACAACUUUACAAGGAGUCUAGCCCUAACAUUGAAUGAAUACAGUUAAUAUGUUUGGUAUGGAAGAUAAAGUUGUGCUCAAAUAAUCUGUAACACUGCCAACAUUGUUCUGUUGACAAAAGGUUUAUGUGACUAUUUGGGUGCAAAAAUGUUCCUUCUUUAUGAUGGUGACUCACUUUCUUGCCUGGGAGCAUGUACAUCCCUUAAAAAUUGAUGUAAUGAGGAUUGCUAAAUAGUGCUUGUUCACCUAUAUUGCUAACUGGAUACUUGCUGACCACAGGCUCGCUGCUCUCCUUGCAGUGCCAUCCUUUUCUUGGAUUUAUAACAAAGCAGUUAAUGAAAAUUCAUUUCCAAAUAUUUGGAAGCAUGAUUUAUUUAUUCCUGUAUUUAAGGUAUUCAAAAUCACUACAGCCCUUUCCCUUUGCCCCUUCUUUUGUCAGUGAUGGUUUUUCCACUUUAGUUUGGCAAGUGAUGUAUAAGGCACCAUGUGAUUUGGUAAUGGAAAUAUUUGGUUCACUGAAGUCCUCCUUAAUCCUGAAGCAAAGUCCAUUUGAGCUACCAAAUGAAUAUUCAUCAGUCACCCUGUACAAAGGUCAUCCAGUGGAGGAAGAAUUUCAAGUUCUUUGUCACUGGGGAAGCCAUCAUAAGCCUGAAUGAAACUCCUGUCCAUGGCAGUAAGGUCCAGGGUUUGAGUCCUUAUAGCCAGUGACAAGAUCUCAAGAAGGAAAAAGAAAAAUCUAUAUUUUGAAGUAAAGAAAGGAGCUCUUGUGCCUCUUAAAGCUAGUCUGAAACACAAGGAUGUUGUGAACACAGCGUGCUGGAAAUCAUUUAUACAUCUACCAUGAAAUACCUGGAAGAAGGAAAGAACCUGGAUUGGAACUGCCUUAUCAGGCAUCAACAGAAUCACUUGUCACAAAUCGACGCUCACCAGUAUAAAAGAGCCAAUAAGGAAAACAGGGCUGGGUUUGGAAAGGAGAUAGAAAGCUUGCACCUCUCACAAAGUGCAGACCCCAUGGCAAAAGUCAUGUCCUCACUGAAAACUUGUGAAAAUAUAAGCAGUCAGCCAGUCAGACAGUGCCUGCUAUCAGUGCAGAACCAAAAUAAAGAAUAUUUUCCUAACUGCUGUGGGCCACUUCAUUAUGAGAGUACAGAAGUUUACCUGGAACAGAACAAAGCUCUGAGUGUGGAUUCUGGGCUGGAGAAGAUGUGGGCUGUGGUCAUGAUAUCCUGGAUAAUGAUAUCUGUCAAAGUGCUGCACCUCAGCUUUUCACACAGUGCCUUUGGACAUUGAAUAAGGAGACAGUGAUCUGCAUGUUCUCCUGGACUGGAGAAGCUCUGCCACCCCAUCCUCAGGAGCUUCCCCUCUGGGCUGUAUUUUAAGCCACUCUGGGAAGAUGAGAAAAUGAAGAUUUUUUCAUCAGCAAUGCUCAGAGUCCCAUGAAGCAUUAACAUUUGUGGGAGACAACCUGAAUUUAUGUCACGUUUUUCACCUGCAGACCACUGGUCUACAAAAUAGGGGGGGAAGUUUGGUUAGCAGAAACCUGAAUAAGGACAUGUUGUAGGACUUCUCCCAGCAACUCCACCCUCCUGCCUCAUCCUGCCUCAAAUGGAGCUUAAAAUCUGCCAGAAGAGAAAUGAGGAUCUUCACAGCCAUCCAUGGAAUGGGUAAGCUGUAGAUUUCAGAGAAAAUUAUGUUCCCUGAAGUGUGAAGGAGAAGGAGCAGUGAAGAGCUGAAGGAGAGAGGUCGGUGCUGAUUCCUUCUGCUAAGGAUGGCUCAGAAAUGGACAGUUCUGGCUGCGCUCCUUUUCUUGCCAAUCGACCUGGUUGAAGCUCACAACAGGGUGAGUGUAGAGGCUGGCCAUGAAGCUGUGCUCAGUUGCCCCAAUAUCUCCAAGGUGUCUUUGCUGCUGGUGACAUGGAAGAAGAAUUGCAGCAGUUGCUGCUUGUUGUCCUAUAGAAGUGAUCGCAAUGAGACAAGAAAGCUGAACUGCAGUGAGAGGAUCACGUGGAAAUAUUCAUCUGUCAGUGACCCUGCGCUUCGUAUUUACCCUGUGAACCUUGGGGAUGAGGGAAAUUACACCUGUGACACUGCCAACAGUGAAGGGAAUUUUCAUUUUUUCUUUUCUCUGACUGUGAUAGUGCCUCCUACGGUGACCCUGACCCACGACAAGAGCAGGGUGGCUGUCUGUCAAGCAUCUGCAGGAAAGCCAGCUGCUAACAUCUCCUGGAUCCCUGCAAGCAACCACAGCUCUGAGGAAGAAUUCCAUCACCCCAAUGGAACAGUGACCAGAGUGAGCUACUUCAACUGGGCCAACAGCUCAUUUCCCUCUGUCACCUGCCUGGUCACCCACCCAGCCAUGAACCAGACUCUGCUCAUGGACCUGACACGCACUUCCCACAUUCUUCCAUACAUCCUGAUAGGAGCAGCUGCAGGUGUCGCUGCUGUCACUGGUGUGACUUCAUGCUUGAUUUUCAGGUGCAGAGCUCGCUGGUUACGUAAAAGGGCGCAUGGCCCAGAAGAACACUUUACAAUUAAAACCUCUGAGUUCACGCCCUCACGUGUGAGAAGAGAAGCAGACAAGCCUCAUGACUUUCCAGAGAGAAUCUAUGAGAAUUACAACACAAGACGUCUUUAUGUAUGCUUACAACAGCAUAGGCACAACUAGCCAGCUCAGCUGCUAAUGAUAUUCAGCUACUUGAACUUGUACUUCAACUAUUCAGCCUCAGACCUUACCCACAAAAGCCUUUGCCUUUCCUGAGCUGAUGAUGGUGGGGCAGAAAAGCCCGUCCUAGUAAGUUGUUUUUAUCUUUCUCUAAAUAUUUGUACAGACUUCAAAAAAGUUGGAACUUUCAAGGAUUGAGUUAGGGAAAUACCUGCCUUAAUUUUGUUUGAAAGUGGACUCUAAGGUAUGUGCUGCCUUUCCUCAAAACAAUAAUUGACGUAUUUCUGUGCCAGAGAACCAGACUGCUGGUGAAAAUACAGCACUUUUCUUUCCAUUUUGGUAAUGGGAUUCUCUUUAAAGUUCUGUGUUGGAAACCAGAGAGUGACACGGGGGGACCCCAAAACACAGAAGGUCAAAGCAAUACAUCUAACAGAAAUGCAGAAAUAAGAGAGUUUUAGGUUUUUUUUGGUUCUGUUGUUUUGCUUUUUUUUCUGGGUAGAUGGUUGCACACGGCAGAUGACAUUCUAGUAUUUGACAUCUUUGUUUAUUUUUAAAUUUUUAACAUAUUUCUUUUUCAAUUAAUCUGUUUGCAUUGAUAAUUGAUGGAAAAUAAAACCAAUUUAAUAUUUUACUGGAUAUGGAAAUGAGAAACUGCAAUGGGCAAUUUUUGGAGACUCUUUAAAGUAAAUGUGCAAAUAAGCAAAUAUUCACCUAAAGGAUUUCUGUGGCUAUUUGGGUAAAUGUUUGUUGACCGGUUUCUGAGAAGUGAGAUCACAGCAUGGUUUUAAUGAGAACAGAAGUGUUAAUUUGUAUAAAACGCAGGUUGUGUGCUUGUUUAAAACAAAGGAAAAAACCCAAGCGCUACCACACCAUUUAUUUCUUCUCAUCUUCAUGUCCCCAAGCUGAAAAAACAGUCCACAGACUGGUUGUUGCUUUCAGUUUUCAUUGGUCAGGUCUGUCAGACCUUCCAAACACUAAUGCAGCAGUAACUACACUCAAAUGUGUGUUUUGAAGAGACUUUUUCUGCUGGUCCUGCAGGGUCAUCUCUGCUCCAUCAGUAUUCUUAGGCAUGAGCAUCUCCCAGUGCCUUUUAAUUGCACUUUGUCACUUCUAAUAGACAUGGAUGUCUGCUGACAUCACUCCAGUCUUUCUUUUUAGUCAGAAAGGCAUGAAGACUCUCUGCCUUAAGGAAAAGGGCCUCCAGGAGGCAGGCUGGCUACCAUGACUGGUGGGCAAGAAAAGCCUUUCCUGUGGUGUUUCAUGUCCUG